Messenger RNA from Arvicanthis niloticus (Nile rat), 3842 nucleotides. It is a transcript of the gene Trib1, whose product is annotated as tribbles pseudokinase 1. Gene Ontology annotation, molecular function: ATP binding; protein kinase activity; mitogen-activated protein kinase kinase binding. Gene Ontology annotation, cellular component: nucleus. Gene Ontology annotation, biological process: protein phosphorylation; positive regulation of proteasomal ubiquitin-dependent protein catabolic process; regulation of MAP kinase activity. Lineage: Eukaryota; Metazoa; Chordata; Mammalia; Rodentia; Muridae. The record is from RefSeq and is a predicted model, not a curated record.
CGUCCUGGGACGUUCCCACCUGCGCCUAGGCGCGCGCGGUCGGGAGCAUCCCCAGGCCUCCGGCCACCCCUUACUGUCCCAGCCUCCAACUCCACCUCCCCUCCCCCUAAUCUCCUCCCUCCGCUCCGGUGACUGCAAGCCCGGCGACGGGGCCGGAGUCGUCGCAGCCACCUCAUUGCACAACCCGGCUUCCCAACUGUUUACACAGCCCGGGCUGUGAGUGUGUGUGUGUAUACAGCGUGAGUCACCGGGAGGCGGAGGAGGUGGAGGAAAAGGAGAAGGAGUGCACUGGCCGAGAUCAGUGCGGCGCACACACUCACAUUCAGUCACUCACUCUCUCUCUCUCUCUCUGAGCGCGUCUCGCUCGCUCACACGCCUGGAGCCCAGGAGCGCGCAGGAUCCCAAGCGGCGCGGAAAAGUUGCACCGGCUUUUACUCAGGACUAAUUGCUUUGGGAAGUGCGUUUACUCGGUGAAGCCAACGAGCCUGCGGAAUCCUGUCCUAGAGGCUCAGCACCCGGGAACUCGGGCAGCCUCCACGUCCCGGACUAUCCAUAGCCUCGGCAACAAUAGCGGCGGCCACCGCCAGCGAAGCGCCCAGAACUGGUGCCUGUGAGGGUCUGGGGACCUUAGCCGGCCUCCCACCCUUGGACGCGUGGCCAGCGUGGUUCUCUUGUACAACGCCAGCGUCCAGGAACGGCUCUCGUUUUGCUCCUCUUGGGGACCGAUCCAAGCUCUAUCUGCAAACUCCAUCCCGCGGACUGGAAGAAGUCGCAGCGCGGAUCCAGGGAUUUACAAAGCCGGGGCCGCUCCGGCCUGGGCCGCGAUGCGGGUCGGUCCCGUGCGUUUUGCCCUGAGUGGCGCCUCGCAGCCCCGCGGUCCGGCUUUACUGUUCCCGGCUGCCCGGGGCACCCCGGCCAAACGCCUGCUGGACACGGACGACGCGGCAGCGGUGGCGGCCAAGUGUCCGCGCCUCUCUGAGUGCUCGAGUCCCCCUGACUACCUCAGUCCCCCUGGCUCGCCCUGCAGCCCUCAGCCUCCGCCCUCCGCGCAGGGGACCGGCGGCAGCUGUGUGAGCGCACCGGGGCCCAGCCGGAUCGCCGACUACCUGCUGCUACCCCUAGCUGAGCGCGACCAUGUGUCCCGGGCACUGUGCAUCCACACCGGCCGCGAGCUGCGCUGCAAGGUGUUUCCCAUUAAACACUACCAGGACAAAAUCAGGCCUUACAUCCAGCUGCCGUCCCAUAGAAACAUUACUGGCAUCGUGGAAGUCAUCCUUGGGGAGAGCAAGGCCUACGUCUUCUUCGAGAAGGACUUUGGGGACAUGCACUCCUAUGUGCGAAGCCGGAAAAGGCUUCGGGAAGAGGAGGCCGCCCGCCUCUUCCAGCAGAUUGUCUCCGCCGUCGCCCAUUGCCACCAGUCAGCCGUUGUGCUGGGGGACCUGAAGCUCAGGAAAUUCGUCUUCUCCACGGAGGAGAGAACCCAGCUUAGACUGGAAAGCCUGGAAGAUACACACAUCAUUAAGGGUGAGGAUGAUACGCUGUCAGAUAAACAUGGCUGCCCAGCCUACGUGAGCCCCGAGAUUCUCAACACUACUGGGACCUACUCCGGAAAGGCAGCGGACGUUUGGAGCCUUGGGGUGAUGCUCUACACGCUUUUGGUCGGACGAUACCCUUUUCAUGACUCAGACCCGAGUGCCCUUUUCUCCAAAAUCCGCCGUGGACAGUUCUGCAUUCCUGAGCAUGUCUCUCCCAAAGCCAGAUGCCUCAUCCGCAGCCUCUUGAGGCGAGAACCUUCUGAGAGACUCACAGCUCCCGAGAUCUUACUCCAUCCCUGGUUUGAAUAUGUCUUGGAACCAGGGUAUGUUGACUCAGAAAUAGGAACUUCAGACCAGAUUGUUCCCGAGUACCGGGAGGACAAUGACAUUAGUUCCUUCUUCUGCUAAUCCCAAAAAAACCUCAGAAACCUCAUAAUUCUCACACAUGGCAUUUCUAAUGGUAGGCAGGCCCUCUUACAUGGUGCCAGCGAGAUUUGGGGACGGAGCACCAUUGUCCCUGUCGGGGCUCAAGUGUGGUGCCACCUCUCUGGGCUGAGUGACUUGAUUUGACCAGCAUGCACUCAGAUUAGCUGCUCGAUGGAGGAGGUGUCAUCCCCUUUUCAAUGAACCAUCGUGACUGUCCUGGUGUCAGAUGCAAGGGCGCCACAUGGCUUUGAAGCUAACAGGCACCCCAUGUGGUCAGGUGUAGUGAACUUGAACAUCUGAAUGGGAAGGAAGCACUUCGCACAGUGGCAUUUGAACAAGGUGGCAAUCGGUUGGAGCGACAAACCUGUCAUCUUUGGACUUGUCUUUGAAGGCUCCCCUUGCUGCUGCAGUUUCUCCUACCAGAAGUUUCUUUUCUUUUUUUUUUUUUUUAAAGCCUUACUCUCGCUGCAUUCUCACCCAUGACUUUGUUCCAGCAUUGGAACAGACCGUGAGGAAACCGAGAGCCUGCCCGAACCCAGACUCUCCCCCCAGAGCCAAGAUCUCCUAUGCAAUAAUGUCCCCCGCCUUCCCCACCUUGGGACCUGUCCCCUGCAGCUAUGAAAAGCGGUCACAGCUUUUUGUGGAAAAUAUUGGGAGAUUGAAAUUCUUGGCUGUUUCAGAACUCUUGAGCUCAGUUAGACAGCAGCAAUGUUUUUAAAGAAAUUCAUUUGAUCAUGUGGAAUCCGUUAGCUCUUAGGGCUCCCCUCAAACAUGGCAGCAUUUAGCCAGUGCCCCCGACGCCCACCCCUAGGACCAUCUCUGGGUGGAACAUUUUGUGUAUGUGGACAAGGGGGAGGAGACUCUCCAACCUGCUCUCUCAGGAGCAUGUGCGAACCGUCUUUGUGCUUCAGAGAAAGUGAGUUUGAGACAGUCUUGGAAGAUUCUCAGACUAAUUUCCAGAAGGAAACUGGAUGCUGCCCUCCCAUGGGUUUACUGUGCCUCUGGCAUCCAGGGUCUUCAGUUUCCCAUGCUGGGCUCUUUGGGGUUCAUGUGUUGUGUUGCUUGUGACCCCAUCUUUGAAGCCGCCUCUGGAGUGAUGGCGAGAACCUUGAAAAAUGUAGCUGGAAAGAGCUUUAAAACUCAUCCGAUGCAGGUUCUCUCUCCUCUCUGCCUACCAGAGAUCCCCUGCUUCACCUUCCCCAGGUGGGGACCUAGCCUCUGCCUGAAUGCUUCUGGAGAUGGAAACGUUUUCCCUACAGGAAAUGAAGCUUCUCAGAGAAACUGCCAAAAGUUGCAUUAAAAAAAAAAAAAAAAAAGUACAGAUGAAAUAGCUUUCACUGUCUGGGACAGUGCUGAAACCAGGUGGUUAAACGGGUAACAGAAAUACUGUAUUCUGAGAAAUGGCACAGAAGCCGGCAGGCAUCUUUAAGGGCUAUGCCUAGGCAGACUACUAACAUUGAGAGAAUGCCGUGUAUACCUCACGUACUGUGUGCUUUCUAUUUGUAUAUACAUUUUACCUUUUAUACAUAUGUCCGAUUGUCGUCAUUUGGCUCUGAGGCUUGUUUUGUCGUCUGUGUCUGUCUGAGGAACCUGUGUGUCCAGAGCCACGUGAAAUGUGAAUGAUUGUUGGCAAUAGAAUCCUGAGAGGAUGCUGGGACUUGGGGAAGGAGCUGGGACAGGCCUCUGUUGGUACCGCCCAGCUCUUGUAUCUAUGAUACAUUCCCUGACUGAGGAUUCGGGGCUGGCCUGGGCAUUCGCCUGGACAGCUGGAAACACUAGGUCUCCUGUGCGUGUGUGGAAAGAUAGUAGUGGCACAUUGUUGCUAACUUGUAGAGAACUUGUAAUAAAUAUGGUUUCGUAAAGAAAUAUGAUCUGGAAGAG